Molecule: messenger RNA, 528 nt
Organism: Bombus terrestris (buff-tailed bumblebee)
Lineage: Eukaryota; Metazoa; Arthropoda; Insecta; Hymenoptera; Apidae
Exons: 2
Coding region: 108-476 (122 amino acids)
Source: RefSeq, a predicted model, not a curated record
CUUAUUUUUAUUCAUUUUUUUGUACUGUUCGAUCGUUCUCCACUAUGAUACGGUUUCAACGAAGAAACGUUUUAUUUAUGUUCAAGUGAGAAUUUGCCUAAAUCAAGAUGAGAAGCCCGAAUGUGAAUGUGAAGGCAAACUAUGGCGAGCUCCAACCCGUCAUAGAGGAAAGUACAUCGGGCGAAGAGGAACAGGAAGGGCGCAGGAACGAGUCGCCUCCGCGUGGCAUGGAUAAUGUGAGACGAAUGAGCGAUCGUGGCGGAGAAGGAUCAGGACAUUCGGUCGUUACGAGGGAAGCAGUGUUACCGACUUUGUUUAGUCGUCGCGAAUCAGUCGCCUGUUUUCCUUUUGGAGCUGUUACAAGAAUAUUACCAAAACAUGGAAACCCAGUGUCCAGAAUGCCCGUACCACCGAUCGGUAGAAGAAGUACGCGCAAUCUUCGGUUGGACAUUAUGGACAACAUCGCAGACCUAUGAACGAGGGAGGUAAGGAUCUUUCGUUUAUUUUUGUUGAAGUGGUCACCACUUC